This is a messenger RNA of Paramacrobiotus metropolitanus, 875 nucleotides long. RefSeq lists its product as uncharacterized. The record is from RefSeq and is a predicted model, not a curated record. Bases 214 to 666 code for a protein of 150 amino acids. NCBI's taxonomy places the organism in Eukaryota, Metazoa, Tardigrada, Eutardigrada, Parachela, Macrobiotidae. The transcript is spliced from 3 exons.
GGAUAACUCAUUUGCUUAUCUCGCUUGACCAGGCUCUUUUUCAAAUUUCAAUCUGGAAGUGGAGCCAUCAUUCAGGCGUGUCUGAGAUUUCAUUUACACUUGUGAGCUGUGACAAAAUUUCCGCAUUGCCGUAGACAGUCAUAUAUUUUUUAUUUUCAACUUCCUUUUCUUAUCUUGCUCACAGUUAGUGGAAUUUUUACUGCACCAGCAAAAAUGGCUACUGCUUCCAAAAUCGCCGUGUUUUUGGCUGUUUUCAUGUGCAUCGCCGUCCAUCAAGCCAAUGGUCUACGCUGCUAUACCUGCUCCAAAGUGCCUGGGUCCUGCCCCGGCCUGGUGGAUGUUGUCCAGGAGAACUGCAAUAUUGCCCAGGAUGAAUGCUUCAAAUUCGAGGGAGAUGUGAUACGGGAAGGAGCUCUUCUCAAAAACAUCACGACCAAAUCCUGCGUGGCCUACAGCAUCAUUCAGCAGUUUUCCGGUGGCUACAAGUUCGAGCGCAACAACUGCGUGAUGGUCAACGCCUCCAAGGAUCCCAACCAGAACCAGUACUACACGGGCCGACUCUGUCUGUGCAACGACAAGGACUUUUGCAACUCCGCCGCCGUCCAUCCGAUUUCCCUGCUUCUGCUCACCAUCGGCCUGCUGGCAGCCGUUUGGGCCAAAUUGUAAACCGGAAAUGGUGCGCAGAUUUUUUCCUCGUUUGUACUUCUGCACUGUGUAUUUGUCCUGUUUCUACGUUUUAAAGCAGUGUUUCUUGUGAUACAUGUUCCACACAUGACCAAUAUUUUCUACAACGGAAUAUAAUUUUGCCGUUUUUCCCUCUUGUGCCGCGUCACAGUGCGCCGUGUGAUUUGAAUCAAUAAAGUCUCAGUGCGCUA